CCGCCAGCCAUACAGCGUUUUUAAAAGUGACGGUGUGCGGGAGUUGCAGAUCAUCUCAGGCCGCAGGUGUAAGUAAUAACACCCAUGUACACACUUUCUAAAUGUCACUGAAUGUGUGUUUAAGCAGUUCACGUUGUGUGUGGUGCCUGGAUAGCGAAUGGGUGUUGAAUUACACACGUUAGCGGAGGCAGACUAUGCCACAUGCGACUCCCUUCACUUUUGUUUUUGUUUUGUUUUUUUCCCGAUGUUAGAGAUUAAGAAUUCUACCUGACAACAGCACUGGACUUAUUUCUGACUGUUUGUUGUGGUUGGUUCACCAAUGGAAGCUGUGUCGAGCCUCCUUUGAUGGGCGGUUUGACCUCACACAGUAACGUCAGCCACCAGGACAGGAGUCGAGACGACACCUGGCAAAACCGGAACGAAAUGAUAUAGAUAAAUAUAUACUUAUAAUCGUUGAUACACAGAAUCUCCAACUGAGUGGUGUUUUAUUGUCAUCACAUAUAACUUGGUUACAGUUAUAUUUUUUACAAAAUCCCCAGCCAACGUUAGCUUCUCUCAACCUUCUUACGCUACGUAUUGUAUACGCUGCCGAGGAAAAACGUCCCAAGUACAGCAGCCUGUGAAAUGGCAGUGCCUUUCUCCAACACUCACCUGCGGGUCCCGCGAGGAUUUGGUACAAUCCUGGAAGGACUGGCCAGAGAAGUCAUGCGAGACCAGCCUGAAGACAUCCCGAAAUUUGCUGCAGAGUACUUCAAGGCUCUUCUCACGCAAAGAGAAGAGAGUGACGUGGACCCUUCUGAGUGGGCUGCUAAACUGGAAGAUAGAUUCUACAACAACAAUGCAUUCACUUCUGGGGCUGGCCCUGAAAAUGAGACUGCAACAGAGAUCGCAAUAUCCAAAGAAAAUUCAUACGAGUCCAACACUGCAAAUGAAUCAAGUCAAUCAGCUGAAGCCGCAGAGCUUCCCACUGCACAGCCUCAUGUCUCAAAAGAGGUGGAUGUGACUGAAGGUUCAGAAGAAGAAGAAGAAGAAAAACAAGACAAUACAGAGAAAAAUUACAUUUCAAUGGAACAGGGGCUUUCAGAAGAGGAAUCAAUCAACAGGCCCCCCACCACAGAUGUACAGUCAAAGGAACAGAGCAGGACUGAGGAGGAGAAAGAACCAACAAUAUAUACUCUUGAUAAAGCUGUCAGUGAAGCUAAUGAAAAAGAUAUCACCUCUGCUCCAGACCAAGAUGUACCCCGGUCUGCGUCCACUGACUUGUUACUCAGUGGUGUUGCUAAUGUGGACGUAUGUGCUCAGGAGUUAGGAAUGGAAGAAUACGGACCAGGUGAUGAACAAGAGACUGCAGUUUUAGAUAAGGAGAUUGUAGACUCAGAAGGAGAGGAAAAUACUGAAGGUGAAGAACCAGUAGGGGUCUUUCUGCGUCCGGGGCUGGCUGAUGUGGACAUUUGUGCUACAGUGCUUGAAGGAACAGAGAUGACGAUGGAAAGGGCCACUGCUGAAAACGAUACACACUCUGUUGAAGAGGAAUCCCUGAAUCCUAAACCUGAGGAAACCCGUGUACAAUCAUCACUGUCUCACUUUGAGAGCCCCGAGGGUAACCAUCAAGAAGCAGCAGGAACAAAGGAGGAGGAAGAAACAGAGACGAGAGCUCCUUCUGGGGAAACACAUGAAAGUUUAGCUCAUGUUGAGGAUGCUUUAGAUAGUGAUACCAUACCAAAGGAGGAUUUGUUGGUUGAGAUUAGCUUUGAAGAUGUUCCAGACGCUCAGCAAUUUACUGAGGUUGGGGAGAAACAGGCAGAGAAAGAGGGAUCAGUGGAGGUAUUACAGACUAGGGUAUUAGAAAUGCAACAGGACGAAGAGCCCAAGGAGGUUACUGCAGUGGCAGUAGACCAAAAUAUACCAGGUACACAACACGAAGAUGAACCCGAAACAGAGGGAGUUGGAAAAAAAUUAACAUCUGGAAGGGAGGGAAUGGAAAGUCAGCUUGAGGCGUCUGAGGAAAAGGUGACCACAUAUUACUCUAAUUUAAUUGACAAUGAUGAUGAUGAUGACGAUGAUGAUGAUGAGACGGAAGAAGGUGUUAGACACAUCAGCUCAUCUAAUCAGCCCACCACCGAAGCAGACACAAAGGAACCACAGGAUGAAACCGAUCAUGCGAUUGAAGGCAAGAAUACGAGAGAAGGCGAAUUUCACCAGAGUGAGGAUUUUGAGAAAGAGACAGACGAUGAGAUGACAGACACAGUUGGAGGAGACAAAGAGGAAAUACACACAGAAGGUUAUAGUGAGAUGGAGGACGAAGACAUUCAUGACGGUGGUGCAGAACAUCAUUCAACACAGGUAACCCCGUCAAAUGCAGCCGCGGUGGAGGGGGAGAGUGAGACUUUAGGAGCAAGUGCUCAACAUCCAUCAGAGGAGAGUCAAGGAACACUUGUAGAGGCACAGCCAGAGGAUAGAGUGGACGAAAAAGAGACACGUCACAUCACGUCGAAGGGAGCAGAGAACGUCCGAGAGGAAGAAAAUAUUCAUUCUGAGGUAGAAGAGACGAGUGAUGCAAUGUGCGAAGAGGAGAGCAUUGGCGUCACCCACAUCUCAGAUGGGACAGCUGCUGAUCACCAAGGAGAAGAAAUACCACUUGGGUCUCAAAAGGACACCACAGAGCCUGAGGAGAACAAGAGUACUGUCCAGCCGGAGGAGUGCAGUCGGCCCCAGGAAGAGGAGGACAUCAUGGACAUCCCCCUGGAUGACCCAGAGGCCAACAGGGCUGCCGCCAAGAUCCAGGCCGGCUUCCGUGGCCACAUGACCCGCAAGAAGAUGAAGCCCGAGGACAAAGCAGAAGGCGAGGAGCGACAGGAGGAUCGGGGGCAGUAGAGAGCGACGACACAUCUGUGCCAGAGCAGUGACCCCCGUGUCCUGGCCUGGAUGAAGAGAAAGAGCGGGAUCAAGGUAGCGAGGGAUGGGCGGCCAAUGGCCUCUGCUGACUGGUCUGACUUUCUGACACAUCUUUUUAACACCCAGGAGUCAUUUUUCUUUUUCCGCACAAAUUACCAGUAGAGAAAUGAACAGUUUUGAGGGUGUGUUAUGUGUGUUUUGUGAACUUAAACGCCCCUUCUCUGCUUCUCCAGCAGUCUCAUCGGUGCGGAUGUCUUUGACCCAGAAUUUGCAACUCACUGCAUGUAUGUACUUGUGAAACUUCUGGUAGUGUGCUAGUUUUUAGAUGAUGAUCUGUGAAUGUGAAAAUGACUGUCCUUUAAUUCUAAACAGGGCUCAUUUUGGAAGGAUCAUUCCAUACCAUCUGUGUGUAAACCUAGUAUGUAUCAGCAUUGGACUUCUGUGUAAUUCGUGGCUUAAAUUAUUUCUCGUUUUGCAUUGUUUUCUGAUGUGCUUGUAUCUUGGGCCAUUAUUCAUUAUUUGACUCGUUACAAAAACGAUUAAAACAUCAGAAAUAGCAAAAGAAAAGUAGCUGUAUGCUGUAUGUUCUAUUGAUUCUAAGAUUGCAAUUGCCUUGAUUCUCUUUUUGAUCACGAGUAGGUUCUCUUUUCAGCAUUUUCUAUAAAUCUGAUCUUCCACAACAGUAAGCAUGCAGUAAUUACACUUUUUUUUCCCAGAUGCAUUUGGUACAGCUAAAACUUAUGAGACACUGGUUCAAUAUGCUCCGUUGUUGUGUUGCUGGGUUUGACUUGUUUGCGUUUUUGGACCUGUGUUUAAAAUUCUGUUGUCAGAGUUUGCAGAGCUGUCAUGCUUUAAAACGAAUUGAAUAGUACCGUGCUGAACUUUGCUGUAGAGUCAUGGCUUUACACUAAUAAAUCCACCUUAAAUGUA
Scophthalmus maximus (turbot) is the source of this 3825-nucleotide messenger RNA. It is a transcript of the gene spa17, whose product is annotated as sperm autoantigenic protein 17. NCBI's taxonomy places the organism in Eukaryota, Metazoa, Chordata, Actinopteri, Pleuronectiformes, Scophthalmidae. The coding region runs from base 625 to 2874 and encodes 749 amino acids. The record is from RefSeq and is a predicted model, not a curated record. Gene Ontology annotation, molecular function: calmodulin binding. The transcript has 6 exons.